Molecule: messenger RNA, 382 nt
Organism: Candidula unifasciata
Lineage: Eukaryota; Metazoa; Mollusca; Gastropoda; Stylommatophora; Geomitridae
Source: the annotation of a GenBank genome assembly
AUUGGUGACAAUUCUCUUUUUGUUUGCGGCUUGGCCUCUGCUGUCACAAGCAGACGUUACUGCAUCCAUCACCAGCCACUGGAGCGGCGGAUUUCAGGGUGAAGCUUGCAUUGACGCCACUGUCGAACUACAUGGCUGGAAGAUCACGCUGACCUUUGACCCACCUAUAACAAGUUUAGAUGCAUUUACAGCAAACGUGGAGGAAAAAGAGGACGGCGGAAAAGUGUUUGAGCUGACCAGUAAGGAGUACAACGGCAACGAACAUGUUGGAGAUCAUUUGUGCAUAGGUUUCAUGGGACACAGCAGUGGUGACGUCUCGCCGACAGUGACAGCUGAGCUGGAAGGUACAGAUGGCACAGUAGUCCAGCCCACCCAAAGUCCA